AUGGUUAACGGAGGAAAGUCCAAGGAGGAAGGCAAUCGUAAGAAGAGAAAGAAUCAACAAGUAACAUCGAGCAACAUGGUUUUGAAAAGGCUUCUUCGUCCAGCAAGGUACUUCGAUGGUUUGAUGACUAACCCUUGUUAUAAUCCCACCAAGCCUCGUAGGAAGCCUUGUUUGAUAUGCGCUAGUGUCCAACAUGUUACAAAGCACUGCUCAAUGAACCACCCAGACAAAGAUUGUUCUGAUAAGACAUCAGUUUGUUUAAGAUGUGGAGGCUUAGGACACGAAAUGGGUUUGUGCAAGUACGAAUACACUGAGGAUGAUUUGAAGAAUGUACAGUGUUAUGUCUGUAAAAGCUUUGGUCACCUGUGCUGUGUCGAGCCUUGUGAUUCACCGCCCUCUUUGUGGGCUGUGUCUUGUUACAGAUGUGGUGAACUGGGUCAUACUGGACUGUCGUGUGGUAGACACUACGAGGGAAGCCCUGAUAUACAAAGUGGAUUUGGUCGAGUCAAAGAAGAUGAGAAGAAAAAGCGACGUCUUGCUACUUCUGCAGCCAUUUCCGAGCUCGGGAAGAAGAGGGAACGUGAGACAGCCACACUAUCAUCACUCAAGACAAAUGAUGUAGACUCAGAAGAAAAAUCUAUUCUUCAUGACUCCAACUGGACUAUGAUGACGAAUAAGAAGAAGAAGAAGAAUAACAAAAACUCGGAUCAGCAUGUUACUGCUCCUGAAUCCAACGAGUAUUUGGAAGAAGAUCCUUUCCACAGAGGAAAGAUUAGGAGGCUGUGUUCCCCCACUACACCAUCGGGUUAUGACCACCAUAUUUUACCUGUUUCGCCACCGGGUCAUAACCACAGAUUGGCCACUACACAUAUGGUCAUUUCUGGUGGCCAUUACCCGGGUUCUCACUCAACCACACAAUAUGAUAGAAACCUUAUAAAUUCAUCUUUUGUGUCUAAUGAGCAUCUCUCGGGUCCUCCACCAAGGCUGUGGCAGCGUAACUAUCCUCCUACCUCUCCUAUUGCACCAUUAGGUCAUAGCCACCAUCGGUUACCCGUUACACCACCGUGCCAUAACCAUUGGUCACCAACAUUCAGUUCUGGCGGGCCUUAUACGGGUUCUCUAUCCAUGGAACCAUGCGGUGGUAACCGUGGAUAUUUAUCAUUCGAGUCUAAUAGGCAUCUCUUGGAUCCUCCAAUUUCAAGGCUGAGGCAGAGUUACUAUUCUCCUACCUCUCCCAUUACACCAUCAGGUCACAAUCAUGUGUUACCAACAUUCAGUUCUGGUUGGCGUUCCACAGGUUCUCUGUCGACCAUACCACCACAUGGUGGAAACCAUAGAGAUCCAUCCUUCGGGUCCAAUGGACAUCACUUGGAUCCUCCAUUUUCAAGGGGGCAGCCUUAUUAUCAAUCUACCUCUCACAUUACACCAGCAGGUCAUAACCACCAUAUGUUACCCAGUACAUAUCUGGAUCGUAACCAUAUGUUAUCCAGUACAUAUAACCAGAGAUCACCAACAUUCAAUUCCGGUGGGCAUUACUCGAGUCCUCUGUCAAGCACACGAAAUGGUGGAAACCAUAGAAAUUCACCAUUCGAGUCUAAUGGGCAUCUCUUGGGUCCUUUAACUUCAAGGCGGCAUCCUUAUUAUCCUCCCACAUCUUCACAUCAUCAUCAUCAUCAGCAGCAGCAGCAGAACAUAUAUGGUCAUGCACCCUCAAGGUAUGGUCCGCCCCACCACUAUGGAGAAUUUUCAGGCAACUAUGAACGGUGGUAG
Brassica napus (rape) is the source of this 1770-nucleotide messenger RNA. RefSeq names its product atrophin-1-like. The transcript is spliced from 2 exons. The coding region runs from base 1 to 1770 and encodes 589 amino acids. Lineage: Eukaryota; Viridiplantae; Streptophyta; Magnoliopsida; Brassicales; Brassicaceae. Gene Ontology annotation, molecular function: nucleic acid binding; zinc ion binding. The record is from RefSeq and is a predicted model, not a curated record.